Anneissia japonica is the source of this 4468-nucleotide messenger RNA. RefSeq names its product centrosomal protein of 89 kDa-like. Lineage: Eukaryota; Metazoa; Echinodermata; Crinoidea; Comatulida; Comatulidae. The coding region runs from base 95 to 2773 and encodes 892 amino acids. Gene Ontology annotation, biological process: mitochondrion organization; cilium assembly; chemical synaptic transmission. Gene Ontology annotation, cellular component: ciliary transition fiber; centriole. The transcript has 16 exons. The record is from RefSeq and is a predicted model, not a curated record.
AGGACACUACCGGCGUUCCAUACGCGGGGUGAAACGUUGAAUCCGGUCUGUGAUUCAAAAAGCAUCAAAACUUGAUCAAAAGCAUCCCUGAAACAUGGCUGGCAAGGAAAAAAAGAAGAAAGGAAAGAACAAGUUUUCCAAAAUUGGGUCAGCUCUCAUGCCAGGGGCGAUGUUUGCUGCUGUUCCGAGAACCCCAAGCCCGUCUCGUGAAGCAACUUCAAGGCCUGCAUCAGUAGCAGGCUCGUCAAGACCUCCUUCUGCCUUAUCAACUGCUAUUCUCAACACCACCCUGGUGGGUCGCAUGAUAGGAACACCCCCUCCAAAAGACCAUAGAGGUGAGAGUUUGGAUCGUGAAUUGACUACAGACAACAGCAUGGGCCGGAGCAGUAUGUAUGAUUAUGGAGAUGAGGAGGAUGAUGAUGAAGAUGAGGAAGAUAAUACUGAUCAGAGGUAUUCAACUGUACCGAUAGUGAGACAAUCUGAUAAGCGAGGUACUAUAUCAGGUCGUCCAAGAUUAGAUACGCCCACCUUGAGUGAUUUAAGUGAUGAUGAUGAUGAUGGUGCAGAAGAAGUGAAGGACAACAUUAGUCCUUCUAACAUAAAGGAAAGCUCACAAGCAAAGCAAAGUACUGUCGAGGAACCAAUCUAUGCCUUACCAAAUAAAAUCCCUGUAAGAAAGAUUUCAGAAGAAUCAGUGAGCAGUAGUCUGACACAGGUAUCACCUGCUGAUGACUUCUCAGACCUACAGACGCCACCCCCACCUUGGAAGAAACCCCGGGGCAAAAAAGGUCGUGAAAGCCCACAAACUGAAGAAGACUUGUCUUCAUUGGCUGUAAGUGACCUGCGUUCCAGUCAAGGAGCCACUGACAUGGCUUCUAAAGUUGUGGAGCAGCCAAUCACAGAAACUGUUGUCAAGCAAGCUUUGACUGGUGCAAGUCAUACGCCGAGUAGAAAGAAGAGAACAGAAGAAUUUGGAGAGUUUCUCGCUCAGCAACAAGUUGGUUCCAGUAGUCAAGUGCUAGAAGAAGAACUAAAGCAUGUAAAGCAGGAACAGCAGCAGUUACUACAGACACUGCAGCAACAGCAGCAGCAAUUGCGACAGAGUCAAGAGAUGCAGAGACGCCAGGAAGAGGAAUUAAAGAAAACCAGAGAGUAUCAGAAACAGGAAAGAAUAAUGGCUGAUGAAGAGCACAGAAAGAAACAAACUAGAGAUGAAUUUCAAAGAGAAAUUGUCAGAAUUAAUGACCUCUGUGAGGAACUGCACACUGAAAAUGUAGCCAUCCGAAAGGUCAAUGAACAGCUCCAUAUAGAAAACCAUACCUUGAAGACUAAGGCAUCAAGGUCAUCCCAGCAAGAUGAUACCUCAGUUCAAUUUUUGAAACAGCAGCUUGAAGACUAUACAAAGGAAAUUGAUAUGCAUAAAGUAACCGUCCACAAACUGAGCAUUGAGCUAAGUCGAUACCAGGCAAAAUACAGGCCCCUGGAGAAAGGAGACCCACCAGGUUUACCUUCAAGGGGAAGUAGUCCCCGGUGGCUUACCGAUACACGUUACUUAUCACCUCUAAUCUUGGCAUAUGAGGAUCGUUUAACAGAAAAAGACAACACCAUCAUGACUUACCAGAAGGAAUUGAAAGAGAUUAAGGAGAAUGUAGAACAGGUUUUACAUGAGAACCAGAUGUUACACCUGCAAUUAGAAGAAACAGAACAGCCAUCACAGGUGACAAUGAUGGAAUGGCAUAAGCUACAGGAGCAGGCUAAGUUAGUUCUUGAGGAGAACCAGUUGUUAAUGGAGCAGAUGGACAUACAGCAUGAAAAACAGCAACAAGUCCAUAAACAGCACUCUCAGGAAGUUAGUAAACUCUCCAAACGAAUGGUUAUGGUGGACAGGGAGAAAAAUGAAUUAGAUGCACAGUUAUCAGAACUAAGGGUAAAAUACCACGCCCUCAAACAUCAACAUGAGACAUUGGUUGUGAUCAACGAGGGAAAGAUGCCACUAGAAGAACACAUCAGUACUGUCGGUGAACUACAAAAAGCAAUAGAAGAAUUGAAAUCCAAACAGAGAUUAGAAAUUGAAAACACUUUGUCAAAGCUAUCAUCAGUAGAAGCAGAAAAAAAGAAUCUUGCCAUACGAAUUGCUGAUGUGGAAGCAGAAAAAACCCAGAUGGAAGCAGAAAUUAGAGCCCUACAUAGAGAUAAAAGGAAAUCUCAGCAGAAGGUAGUGUUGUUGCAGAAGCAGGUUGAACAUUCUGAAAGCCAAGAGACAGCUGCUAAUCAACACCUCAACAAGGUGCUGCAAAUUGCAGAACAGACAGCUGCUGAGAGGGAUGCCUACCACAGAAUGGCUAAAAGUCAGGAGCACGAGAAGAAGAAAGCUGUUAAUAAGGUAAUGAAGGGAAAUGUAGCAGUUGGAAGAAUGGAAGAAAAAUUGAAGUACUACAAGAUGAAAGCUGAUGAAAAAUUAGGAAGCAUGUCACGACGUAUGGAGGAUGAGAUGACAACGCAUGUGAACCAGAAAGAGCAGUAUCACCGAGAGAUCCGCCACCUACAGCAACUACUAAAGGAUAAGCAAUCUGCCUUGGACAGCAUGACCGAUGAAAAGAGACGGGUUGAGGAAGACUUGGAGACAGUUUGGGACACGGUUAACAAGGAUAAUAAACAUAUGAAGCAGACUUUAAAGUCUCAAAAUAAAAGAUCUUUUAAACUGGAUGGACCUGCAUUUGAAUAUGAUUCAGAAAAGGGGUUACUGAAUGAUUCAGGUAGUGAUGACUACUGAAGUACUGUCAUUGUUCUGUAGGCAUUACAAGUUUGUAGGGCAAGCAAUACCAUUGAUACAUUAUAAGCUGUGUAGAAGUGGUUAUUAUUAUGUUUAUUACGUGCAGUUAUUGGAUCUGAACAAGUUGGAGGGUCUGAACCACGUCAGCUCUACCAUGGUUAUGGCUCAGUUAAAAUAUGUAUGUUUGUGGCACCAAAUUGCAUGCUAAGACUUUUUUUUUUUAGAAAAUAUAUAUUAAAAUUCAGGAGGGAUAGCUAGUGACUCAGCCACUGAAGAUUUUGAAGUUGAUAAUAUAACACAGCAGUAAUCACAUCUAAAAUGAUUUAAUUCAUCAUUGAAGGUUACCCUCUCCAAAUAAAUUAGGGAUAGUAUACAAAUACAAUAUGGUUUGAGGUGAUGUAGUAAAUUUUGCUUCCUGAGGUGUUGGAUGAUUGCAACUUUCUUCCUGCAUCUGUGUAAUUCGGCACUUGGGCUCAAGGGCUAGAGCUUAUACCCUGUUUCUGUAGUGUGAAGCAGAUGAGAGUGUGAUGCUCCCCUCGAAUGGGACAGCCGGGUUACUCCCAGAAAUUUGCUGGUACCCCUUUAUACAACUGGGAAACUGGAGCAAUGUAGAUAAAGGACAUUCUAUGUACUGGUAGUAAUUUAAUGCAGCUCUAUUUCUUUUUCAGGUUUAGUAGCCCCUUUCUAUGAAUUUGUAGUAUUAAUCACUGAUGAAGUGCUUUAAUCCACAUUAAAUGUUGCUUUCCAUUCCGUAUAAUUCAUCAUACCCUUGAAUAUACAGUAUAUUUGAUAGAAUGCCUUGAUAUACUUUUACAUUUUGAUUUGUGAAAUAAGAUAUAUUUUUAUGUACAGUACAACAAUAAUUAGUGGUGUUUGUAGGAAAGGGUGGAAUUCUGUAAAACAUAGCAAUGUGUACAAUUAUUUAAGAAUUCUAUUUAAUUAUAUAUAUUUAUAUUGUUUUAAUUGAGUUGAAUUUUACAAAUGGAAUAAUUUUUACAAUGAUUGUAAAACUUUUGUCAGUUUUUAUUUGGUUAUUUUAUUUGAAUUUGACAAUCGUUUGUAGGUGAAUAAUUUGAAUUGAGUAAACUACACAAAUACCUUGAAUAAGCAAACCUUGAUAAUUUUUUUAACAGAGCAAAUGUUAUAUUAAUGUGUGCAAUAGUUUAUCCGUGUAAGUUUGUUGGUUAUCAUUCUGUAUUCUUAUAGUAUAAAAGGGACAAUCAAGACUGUUUCAUUCAUAAACAAAAAUGGUAUUUACUACUACUGCAAAAUUAUCAACAGGUACAUAGUCAUCAAAACAAUAAUUGGAUUCAUGAUUAUUAACCCAAUUUGUAGGGGCGGAAAAAUUGUGUAUUUUUUCCACAUUGGCAGACUAAAAUCAAUAAAAUUUAAAGCCUUUGAAACCCCUAAACUCUUGUAGCUUCCAGGAGCUUCAUCUCCUGGACCACUUUCGUUAUUGUCAGGGACUAUACAUCCUCUGUCGGACAAAUCCUGCCGCCACCCCUGUUCACACAUUAGGUUCAUUUUUUGGUUUCCUUUCUCUUGUUAUUGUUUUACAUUGUGCAGUCUGUUUUUUUCUGUAUUUAAUGUGUUUUGAGAGGAAUAAAUGAAAUGAAAUUGUAUCUUGUUUUAUCUUUAUUUUAUUUGAAAUCAGUUUAUGCAAGUAAUUAUGAACAAUCAAAGUAAAUAAUAUAA